Molecule: messenger RNA, 2033 nt
Organism: Paramecium octaurelia
Lineage: Eukaryota; Ciliophora; Oligohymenophorea; Peniculida; Parameciidae
Source: the annotation of a GenBank genome assembly
AAAAAAUGGAUCAACCUUUUGCAUCUUAAACCAAUUUUGUCUGUUUUUGUUCAGAAUCGGUUCCUUUGAAUCAACAGAUUAUGACAGACCAUAUCAGAAAGUGCAUAAUAUAUAGACAGUCGUCUCCUUUUUUUCAAAAGUUUGAACAACUCUAGGUUGAGAAGAUGCAAAGACAACAUUUGUUUGCUUUGAAGAGUGAGUUCUAAAUUUUCAUAGAGAAAGUAGAUGCUUUAAUAAAGGCGGGGGAGGAUCGAUCAAUUAUAUACAAGCCUCCUCAAUUUGGAAUUGGAUCUUCAAUCUAAUAGAGAAGCAAUAGUCAAUUAAUUUAGCAACCUUCUUAUUCAUAGAAAUAAAAUGAUGUUGAAAUUUUCAAAUCUAUGUAAAACCUAUAGAAGUUAGAGGAAUGUAAAGUUUGUGGUAGGUAAGUCCAUGCAGACAUAAUUACAUAUUUUGAACAUUGCUUUACACCGAUCUGCAGACCUUGUUUAAUGAAAUAGAUAGAAAAGGACUCAAAAAAUAGUACAGCAUUUUUCUGUCCAAAUCAACAAUGCAAAAAAGUAAUGGCAGAAUAAGAAUUGAUCGUAAUUAUUAAUGAUAUUUUAGCAAUUGCUUGGCAGAGAAAAACAUGAUUAAUAUGCAACAAUUAUGGUAGAAAGACAAUUCAACAUUGUAAAAUGUUCGGCUUGUUCUGAAUAGGGUGCUUUUGAGAAGGGAAGCCAUAUUACAACUUUAAAAGAUCCUGUCACAAACUAAUAAUUAUAACCGUAUUUAAAUCUUUAACAAUUUUAGAAAAUAUGUGGAACAUUAUCUUAAUAAUCGAUUUAUGUGUUUCAAUCAAAAAUGUAGAACAGAACAAUGUAAAGAAUGCAAGGCAGUUCCAUAUCAUUUAGGUAUGACUUGUGAGGAGUACAAAAUAAAGAAAGCAUCUAAGUAAUCUUGAUUUACAAUACGCUUUAGAUGCUGUAGAUAUUGUGAUUAACUUAUACAUAAUGUUCAAUUGCAAAUCCCUGAAGCCUUAUAAGACAUUUGUUAGGAAAGGGAAUGCUAAGAGAAAGCCUAAUUUGCUUGCAAUAAAAUGCUAGCUUGUAGACAUCCUUGUCCAGGAUUCAAAAAUGAAUAGAUAUGUUCAACAUGUUUAAAUGAAUAAUGUUGCAAAGGAGAUUAAAAAGGAGACGAUUAUUGUAAUAUCUGCUUUGUUGAGGGUUUAAAGAAUGCCCCUGUCAUCCAAUCAAAGUGUGGCCAUGUAUUAACUAUUUAUGACAAUAGAUCUUUCAUUAUACUUGUAUUCUUAAAAGAUUGGAUGUGAAAUGGAAUGGACCAAGAAUAGUUUUCAAGUUUUGUUUGUGUCCUCUCUGUAAUUCUUGGUUAGAAUUCUAACCAUCCUAACCUUAGAACCUUGUGAAUCAAUAUUAUUUACUCUUUUAAGAUGUCAUGAAGAAGUCGCUUGAUAGAUUGAAAUAUGAAAACAGAGAUAAAGAUGAAAAGCUCAAUAAAGUGGGGGAAUAAUUCUAUGGGAAACCCUAAGAGUAUGCUAUGGCUAUCUAUUGUUAUUAUUAAUGCUUUAAAUGCAAGAACCCUUACUUUGGAGGAGCCAAAGAUUGUCAAAGAGCAUUAGAAGAAGGAGAUAAAUAAUAUAAACCUGAGGAAUUGAUUUGUGCCAAUUGUUGUGAUGUACCAGUUGGAGAAACAUGUUAAACUCAUGGAAAGGAAUAUAUUGAAUUCAAAUGCAAGUUCUGUUGUUAAAUAGCUGUGUGGUUCUGUUGGUAUACAUAUCCAUUUAUCUAAAAGGGGUACAACUCACUUUUGUGAAGAUUGCCAUAAGAGAUAAUGUAAUGGAGAUUAUGUAUCCAAAAUACCUAAAGAGAAACUCCCUAAAUGUCCUGGUAAGGACAAGUGCCCUAUCAAGAUGGAGCAUAAACCAAAUGGAGAAGAACAAGCCCUAGGAUGUGGUAUUAAUUUAUUAUUGAUAUCUUAGCUAUUUGUAGGAACUAAAGAGCCAAUUAACAAAAUUUCUGAAUGAAAUUAUACCUAUC